Messenger RNA from Cydia fagiglandana, 4447 nucleotides. It is a transcript of the gene wake, whose product is annotated as ankyrin repeat and fibronectin type-III domain-containing protein 1-like. NCBI's taxonomy places the organism in Eukaryota, Metazoa, Arthropoda, Insecta, Lepidoptera, Tortricidae. Bases 139 to 4371 code for a protein of 1410 amino acids. Gene Ontology annotation, cellular component: spindle. Gene Ontology annotation, molecular function: protein binding. The transcript is spliced from 15 exons. Gene Ontology annotation, biological process: signal transduction; establishment of mitotic spindle orientation; regulation of establishment of bipolar cell polarity. The record is from RefSeq and is a predicted model, not a curated record.
ACGAAUUGUUGCAGGCCCAUUCGACCGACCGCCGUCGUUUCGAGUGAACGUCGGAAAGAACUCGCGUAACUAUCGUUAGAGUAGCGCGCGUAGUUCGUACCGGGCCAUGCACAAGACCGCGCGACCCGUCCUAGGGCUAUGGACACCCUCCUCGACAGGUUCAAGCGGGAGCAAGGAGGUCUCCGCCGCUCCCGAUCCGUCCGAGCUUCCCUGCGAUUGAUCGGCAAUCGCUUGCGCAGCAAGGACGAAGAACCCCCCGAGGACGUCGACCUCAAACGCAACACGGUCGUCUUCACGACCGCCCAAAUCUGGCCGACGGAAAACUUCGACGUCGCGUACAAAGGCCUCGAAGGGACAUACAAAUCGAAAACCCCUACGAUGGCGAAAAGGAAACCUGACGCGAAACCGAGGAGGAAGAGUGGUGAUAUCGAUUUAAAUUUGAAACCGCAUAAACAUGGAAAAGUGGAGAAAACUAAGUUCAGUGAUUUCUUUACGCAUAAAAAGUUAAAGAGUGCUUCGGCUAAGGAGUUGUUGGUGCCUGAAAAGAUUCCUCCAAAAGCAGCAGCCAUACUUCAUAUUCAUUCCCCGGAAGAAAAGGGGAAGAAGAAGUUAAAGGGGAUGGGGAAGUCGGAGUCUGCGAAGUCGAUCGUGGAUUCCGUGCCGCUGCGGCGCGUGCGCCGCGGGUCGGAGAGCGACAUGUCGUGCGAGGAGCCGCGGGGGCGCGUCAACCGAGCUUUUGUGUACAGCACGCCGCCGAAGGAUAGGAAACUGCCCAAAUCACCGUCCGCCUAUCUAAAGCUCCAGUACGGCGUGCUCCUCGAGGGGUGCGCGGGGGAGCUGCCGUCGCUCUCAGCGUGCGCGCCGCUCCCCCCACCCCUCGACAAGGCGAGGAGGCAGAAGACGAAUGACAAGCUUGACAAAGUGGCUCAAGUUAACAUACACUUACACGCACUCUUCGCAGCCGUCGAACACGGAUACCUUGACAAAGCCAGGAACAUCCUCGAGUCCACCGAUGUCGACGUCAAUAGUGUCAACCCCGAUGGGCUGUCGCCGCUCGAUGUGGCCGUGCUGGCCAACAACAGACCGCUUGCCAAGAUGCUCAUGGAGUUCGGAGCCAAAGAGGGCACGCAAUUCAAGAGCGCAGAGGCGCUGGGGGCACACCUGCGGCGGCUGACUCGGGAGGCCGAGGCGCGGCUGCAUGAUGCUGCUGGGUGCUUCCCGGAGCGUGCCUGCCGGGACGAUGCUUGUACAAGGUCAUCAGCGGGCAAGCAGGCGGACACGACGGGGUGCGCGGGCGGCGCGGGCUCUGAGAAAGACAAGCAGGCGCAACACUGGGAGCGGAGAGUGAGGACGCUCAAACGUCUUCUCCACGGAUGGCAGGCUCUACGGGUGCCGGCGGCGCCCGCCCCUCCUGACUUGGAAGUGUGCGGCGCCCACUCUGUCUCUGUACGGCUGAGAGAUCCCAGACUGACGCGGGAACAGCCCCCCAUCACCAAAUACAAAGUUGAAUGGUCAUCUCGCGCCGACUUCUCCAACGUGUGCGGCACCCGCGAGGUGGCCUGCGCCGUGCACGGCCCCACGCGGGUGCUGGCGGCGGGGCUGACGCGCGGGCGGCGGUACUUCUUCCGCGCCGCCGCCGGCAACCUGCGCGGCUGGGGCGCGCCCGCCUGCUCCACUCCACGAAGCGUUGUGCCUAGCAGUUGGCGUGACGUGUCGAGUCGCGCGCCGCGCGGCGACGGCUGCGGCGCGGCGGCGCUGGAGGCGCUGGCGGGCGCGGCGGCCGGCGCGCGCGCCCGCCCCGCCGCCGCGCCGCCGCGCCUGCCGCGCAAGAAGACCGCCACCAUCCGCCAGCUGUUCACGGCCGCUAGCAAGUUCCAGAAGAAUCUUAGAAGGGGCGUCUAUUUAGCAUGCAUACUGUACCACGAAGACAAGGUGUUGGUGACUAGUGAAGAGUUCCUACCAGUGAUUGAAGUCGACGAAACUUAUCCUACGUGUAUCUAUACGGACUUCCACUGGCUCAUGAAGGUGUCAUGCGCAUGGGACGACGUUAAAGCACUUCGGUCAGACAUGGAGAAGCACACUUCGUCGUCUAUCCAUUUUCGGCUGAAGCUGCUCACGGCGUGUGCGCAGAUGCAGUCCGCGCUCUGUAUUCAGGAUCUAGGUCAAUUAUACCACAAACCGCUGCGAGACUCGCACGGCACCAUCGUCCUGUCAUGUGUGAACAGCGUCAAGUCCGCCAAGUCCGUCUCCGCCCUCAACUCGCGCUGGGCCCCGGUGUCCAGGCUUCGGCGACGAGUGCUGAGCGAGGACAACACUAUUAGCGAGCUCCUAAUGGCGUCUGUGCAUGAACAGAUCGCGUACCAUCAGGUGUCGCGUGUUCAGCUGCCCCGCGGCCUGUACCUGGGCUACCUGAAGCUGCAGUCGUCGGUGGAGGUGGUCCGCAUCGUGGCGCCCGCGCGCACGCCCAACGUGCCGCCGCACACGCGCGUGCGCGACAACCCGCACGUGUCCGCUGAGGAAUGGGACUUCCUAAAAACGCAAGCUGGCAACCCGUCAUCCGAGGACCCGCAAGCGAUCCCCACUCUCGUAGCCAUGGGCAGCCAGGAGAAGCCUUCCGAAUCUCAAGAGAUGUUCCUGGACCAGAUCGCGUCCGCCUCCCGCCGGCUGUUCAAGGAAAUGGACAUUUCCAUAGAAACUGCUAUCACCCACCGAAUCUACGACCUUGAGGUCAUAGAACUUAAUAGCGAUGUCAGUUUCAUCAUGCUAUGUCCUCCAGCGGAACAAGCAUGCUCAGUACCCGGCCAAAAAGAAAUACUGCUACAGAAAGGAGACUUACUCAGUUUACCGAUACAGGCAUUCGAGAUGAUACAUCUUCAAACGUAUCACACUAACAUAUUAAACAAAUACUCUAAACUUAGCUGCGUUUUGGAGCUGGACGUUGCUUUAGCAGCUCAUUCACAUCGAGAAGCAUUCUCUUGCACAGAGCUACAGACGGCCAAAGAGCGGCUGACCAAGCUAGAAGAACUCCAAAACAAUUUAAAUGCUAUAUGGAAGGCUGAAAGAUGGCUCAUGGAUCUGAUCGGUUUCGCUAGAGACAAAGACAAAGCCGCCCCCAGCUCCGGGAUAUUGCUCAAAUACGUCAUAGAAAGAAUGCCGUCGCAAUCCAGCGUCGACGGUUCCGACGCGGAAAAUAACGAAAACAUCAUGAAGGUUGACUUCCUUCAAAUACCAUCAAGAGAUGGCAAGAUUAACAAAACUUCCCCAGGAAGGGGCUCCUGGCCCGGCCCGGCUGGCAACGGGAACCACGCCAAUCUACAUCCAGAGUUCAGCAAGUCGGAACAACAACUAAGUCUCGCCCCUCGACAAACUUCCGUCUCCACUCUGAACCUCAGCACUUCGCAAUAUCUCAACGCUGAACCUAACUUCUCCAGAAAAGGUAGCGCCGAUUCACAGUACACUCAAUCGAGUGUUAGUAACAAUUUCAUGAGCAGCAACUCUCAGUUCGACGUCAAAUCCACAAGCUCACAUAGCACCAGCAGCAAUAGACUACCUCCAUCUCGUAGCGAAGAUACUCUCGUCUUACAAGACAAUGAGCCCAAACCCAGACCGAACAGUACGCACGCAAGCAUGUCUACAACUUCCAGCCCCCUACUCACAGUAAAAGGCUAUUACCCUGGAAGCAUGAUCAGCGUAAGAGCUAAAGGCAUCGCUUCUGAAUCCGCUCAGAGCUUAUCAAGCGACUCCGAAAGCCAGAGCUGUCCUAUAACAACAGCAAUUCCUUUGAAAGUCCGUCCUCAACUAAAACAUAGAGCGCAACACGUGAUCGCAUCUAAAAGUAUGACUAACGUAAAGUCUAACGAUGUUGAUUUUACUGAUACUGGGCAAGAUAUGUUCCCGAAUAAGUCGGGGUCGUGUGUGAAGCGACAGACGUUGUUGGAGGCUCAGGAGGAGGCCGAGUAUCACAAUAAGGUUCCUAAGACUGACGAGAACAGGGGCGAGGAGGACCGGCCGCCGGACCAGCCGGGGAUACUGCAGGUAUUUGCUGCGUACGAGACCGGUUUAGCAGCCGGCACUUCGCUCAAGCUUCACGUCACCCCGCGCACUUCGGCGCGGGAGGUCAUCGACCUCGUCGUCAAACAGCUCAACAUGGCCGCCGUCCUCAAGGGCAAGCCCGGCCCCGUCUACGGCCCCGAGAAACUGCAGGACUUCUGCCUCGUCGCCGUCAUAGGAGCCCGGGAAAGAUGCCUCCGGGACGACUUCAGACCGUUGCAACUCCAAAACCCGUGGAGAAAAGGCAGACUAUACGUCCGACUCAAGCAUGAUGUGCUAGCGGCGCUGCAACAUUCUGCCAAGCAGCCGGCGUUCAUUUAAAAAAAUAGUUUGUUUUUAAAAGCGUGUCUAUGGACUUUUAUAUUUUUAAAUAAAUAAUUUCAUAGUCUUAAGUUGA